CCUUACACUACACAUACAGUGAUUGGCGUAGAAGGGGGGUCUCGUUGUCAUACCUUCCUGUUUAAUGUAAACCAUUUUUUUGUAACGGAGAGAGUGGUUCACUCUUCUGUGAUCUCAGGGACCUGGUAUCUCACAUACACGGGUACAUCCGGACUUCGCAUGGCUUCACACAUGCAGAACGACAGCUCAGCCGGAUUUCUACAUGAGUUCAAGUCAUUCGCCACAGAUGCGAUCCACGUUGGUUCGGAACCGGAGCAAUGGAACUCUAUGGCCGUAGUGCCUCCAAUUUCAUUGUCGACCACUUUUAAACAACACAGUCCCGGAAAACAUGCGGGUUUCGAGUACAGCAGGAGUGGAAAUCCCACACGAAACUGUCUUGAAAGAGCGGUUGCUGCUUUGGAUGGUGCAAAAUACUGCCUUGCUGUUGCCUCUGGGUUGGCUGCUUCUUUGACCAUCACACAUCUUUUUAAGGCUGGAGAUGGAAUUCUGUCAAUGAAUGAUGUUUAUGGAGGAACAAACCGCUAUUUCAGAAAAAUAGCUGCAGAAGUUGGUCUUGAUGUCUCUUUUGCUGACCUCACAAAUCUUGAGGUGCUAAAGGCAGCACUAAAACCAAACACAAAGAUGGUUUGGAUUGAAACUCCCACAAACCCUACUAUGAAGGUAGUGGACAUUCGGGCCUGUGCAGACAUUGUCCAUGAGCACAACAAGGACACAAUUGUUGUUGUGGAUAACACUUUCAUGUCUGCCUACUUCCAGCGCCCCCUGGCUCUUGGAGCAGACAUCUGCAUGUACUCCGCAACAAAAUACAUGAAUGGACACAGCGAUGUUGUCAUGGGGCUGAUUUCUCUUAACCGUGAAGACCUCAAUGAACGACUGACAUUUUUGCAGAAUGCCCUUGGAGCUGUGCCCUCUCCAUUUGACUGCUAUAUGUGCAAUCGAGGUCUGAAGACACUUCACUUGAGAAUGAAGCAGCACUUUAAGAAUGCACUGGCUGCGGCACAGUUUCUAGAGGCCGACCCACGGGUGGACAAAGUCAUCUUCCCAGGUCUUCCAUCACACCCUCAACAUGAGCUAACAAAGAAACAAUGCACAGGCUGUCCUGGGAUGAUCACCUUCUACAUCAAAGGAAAACUUGAACAUGCCACAGCUUUCCUUAGCAAUCUAAAGUUGUUUGCGCUUGCUGAAAGUCUAGGUGGUUACGAGAGUCUAGCUGAGCACCCUGCAAUAAUGACUCAUGCUUCAGUGUGUGAGAAUGAAAGGAAGGAGCUGGGCAUCAGUGAUACUCUUAUUCGUCUGUCUGUGGGCCUGGAGGAUGAGGAGGAUAUUAUUGCUGAUAUUGAACAAGCUCUAAGUGCUGCUCAUCCAAAGAAAUAAGAGUCAAAUCAAGAUAGUCCUGGACAACAGUGAUCCCACAUCUGGACGAGACCAGGACACCUUUUUGGGCACAUUAUUAAUUUACUUAAGCAUAUUACAGUUAUGCUUGGAAAAAAAUUUAAAUCAUUGAUUUGAUUGUGUCAGAAAACAAAUAUGCUCAACAAACUAUUUUAUGAAUCAGCUCAUUUGCCAUGUUUUCAUUCAAAAUACUGGAGAUACUCAAAAAUUUUUUUAUUCUGAAUUACCUUUUUCUGCUUUUGCAUUUGUUUGUUUUUUAUUAUUGCUUGGUGAGGUUUUGGGAUGCUAACCAAGAGAGGCUCCACAAUUAUUACAUUUUAAAUACAGGAAAAUGUCAGGACUGUAAGGGAAUUCAGGCAUCAUGCAAAUAAUUAUUUUUAUUUUAUUCUUUAUAUUAAGAGAGGAAUCAAAAUAUGGUUGAUUCUAAAAAUGGUGCAACAAUAGAUACCUUCAUCAAACAAUGCACAACAAGUAUUUUUAAAGAAAACGCACAGUCACCAUUAAUCAACAUUAAAGUCACAUCUAUUGUUUACAGUUUACAGUAAAUUGAGCUUGGCUAGACACUUGAGCCUUUUCAAUUGUGAAAGAGUCUUACUGAAUAUUUGUCUGUGCUACCAGAUCCAUUAAAAGCCAUUUGUAGA
Messenger RNA from Xyrauchen texanus (razorback sucker), 2033 nucleotides. RefSeq names its product cystathionine gamma-lyase-like. NCBI's taxonomy places the organism in Eukaryota, Metazoa, Chordata, Actinopteri, Cypriniformes, Catostomidae. Gene Ontology annotation, biological process: transsulfuration. Gene Ontology annotation, molecular function: cystathionine gamma-lyase activity; pyridoxal phosphate binding. The record is from RefSeq and is a predicted model, not a curated record. Gene Ontology annotation, cellular component: cytoplasm.